Aspergillus novofumigatus IBT 16806 is the source of this 591-nucleotide messenger RNA. Its product is annotated as nuclear cap-binding protein subunit CBC2. The coding region runs from base 1 to 591 and encodes 196 amino acids. Lineage: Eukaryota; Fungi; Ascomycota; Eurotiomycetes; Eurotiales; Aspergillaceae. Gene Ontology annotation, biological process: mRNA cis splicing, via spliceosome. Gene Ontology annotation, cellular component: nuclear cap binding complex. Gene Ontology annotation, molecular function: RNA cap binding. The transcript has 4 exons. The record is from RefSeq and is a predicted model, not a curated record.
AUGAGUACUCUGGUCCACAACACAGUCGAUAGGCUGGAUCGGCCUAGCGCCUAUUACCUGGCAAAGGUGCGCUUGCGAACUGCUUUUGGCAUUGAUCAUUUCCUAAUAAAGUCUUUUGAAUGGCAGAACAAGAAACGCAAGUACAGCCAGGAUGACUCUGAGAGGGCGGAGGACCCAGUCGACAAGUUGAAGGAUGCCACAACACUCUAUGUCGGAAACCUUUCUUUUUACACAACAGAGGAGCAAAUUCAUGAGCUUUUCUCAAAGUGCGGUGAAAUCAAGCGCCUUGUAAUGGGGCUGGAUCGAUACAACAAAACUCCCUGUGGCUUCUGCUUCGUGGAAUACUACACCCAUCAGGAUGCCUUGGACUGCUUAAAGUAUGUCGGAGGCACCAAGCUCGAUGAACGGAUUAUCCGUACAGAUCUUGACCCUGGCUUCGAGGAAGGACGUCAGUAUGGACGAGGAAAGUCUGGUGGGCAGGUGCGCGACGAAUACCGUGAAGAGUACGAUCCGGGCCGUGGUGGUUAUGGCCGGGCAUACGCAGAUGACCAGCGCAGGCGGGAAGAAGAAGAGUACGGCAAAGGUAAGUAA